Messenger RNA from Fraxinus pennsylvanica, 894 nucleotides. The record is from the annotation of a GenBank genome assembly. NCBI's taxonomy places the organism in Eukaryota, Viridiplantae, Streptophyta, Magnoliopsida, Lamiales, Oleaceae.
AUGCUACGCAUUGAUGGCACUCUUGUAGCUCCAUCUAAUUAUAACAUGAUCGGAAAUUCUGGUACCUGGAUCAAGUUCAAAAGAGUGACCGAAGUUUCUGUCAUUGGUGGAACCCUAGAUGGACAAGGGGCUAAUUUGUGGGCUUGCAAGAAUUCUGGUAGGAGUUGUCCAAAAGGAUCGACAACACUGGCUUUCUACAAUUCCAGAAACAUUAGGAUCGGUGGAUUAUCUUCAAUAAAUAGCCAGAAGUUCCACAUUCUGGUUUAUGGAAGCCAAAACGCCCAGCUGGUUGGAAUAAAGGUUUCAGCACCAGGAAACAGCCCAAACACCGAUGGAAUUCACGUGGAGAAAUCAACACAAGUCACAAUUAUGAUCUCAAAAAUUGGCACUGGUGAUGAUUGUGUCUCUAUAGGCCCUGAAACCUCCAACCUGUGGAUCGAAAAGGUCACCUGUGGCCCCGGCCAUGGAAUAAGCAUUGGGAGUCUAGGGUGGGAAUUGCAAGAACCUGGAGUGCAAAAUAUAACAGUUAAGUCAGCUACAUUUACAGGAACUCAAAAUGGGGUGAGGGUGAAGACAUGGGCCAGGCCAAGCAAGGGAUUUGUUAAAUAUGUUCUUUUCCAACAUAUUGCAAUGGUUAACGUUGAAAAUCCAAUCAUUAUAAACCAAAAUUAUUGUCCCGACAACAACAAUUGUCCUAAUCAGGUUUCAAGUGUAAAGAUUAGCGAUAUAACUUAUCAAGACAUACAUGGGACUUCAGCAACCGAAAUCGCGACGAAAUUUGACUGCAGUAAACGAUAUCCGUGCAGUGGUAUCACCUUGAAUGAUGUUAAGCUGACUUACAAAAACGAACCGGCUCAUUCAUUAUGCAUUAACACCCAUGGGAAGGUCUGUUGA